Molecule: messenger RNA, 1232 nt
Organism: Vicugna pacos (alpaca)
Lineage: Eukaryota; Metazoa; Chordata; Mammalia; Artiodactyla; Camelidae
Product: olfactory receptor 5AR1
Biological process (GO): G protein-coupled receptor signaling pathway
Cellular component (GO): membrane
Molecular function (GO): G protein-coupled receptor activity; olfactory receptor activity
Source: RefSeq, a predicted model, not a curated record
GUUCCUGGAGAAGACAAAUGACCAUUGCCCUUACCAAAGUCAUUUGAGUUACCCUAUGGGUCACAGAAUCUAAUUACUGGGAAACUUUUUAAGAAUCACUGCAAACGAUAAAGCAAACCCAGGCACACAUAAAAUUGGAAAGAUGGAUAAAGAAAACCACACAGUGGUGACUGAGUUUAUCUUUACGGGCAUCACUCAAGACCCUCAGCUGCAGAUCAUCUUCUUUGUGGUCUUCCUCUUGGUCUACCUGGUCAACGUGGUGGGGAAUGUUGGUAUGAUUAUCCUGAUCAUAACAGACACUCAGCUUCACACACCCAUGUACUUCUUCCUCUGCAACCUCUCCUUUGUCGACCUGGGCUACUCCUCAGCCAUUGCCCCCAGGAUGCUGGCUGACUUCCUAGCAAAGCACAAAAUCAUCUCCUUCUCCAGCUGUGCCACCCAGUUUGCUUUCUUUGUAGGUUUUGUGGAUGCCGAGUGCUAUGUCCUGGCUGCCAUGGCCUAUGACCGUUUCGUGGCCAUCUGUCGACCCCUCCACUACAGCACUCUCAUGUCCAAGCGAGUCUGCUUGGCUCUUGUGCUGGGUUCUUACCUGGCUGGUCUGGUGAGUUUAGUCGCCCACACUUCCCUCACCUUCAGUUUGAGUUACUGUGGUUCCAAUAUCAUCAACCACUUCUUCUGCGAAAUCCCACCGCUCCUAGCCCUCUCUUGCUCAGACACCUACAUCAGCGAGAUCUUGCUCUUUAGUUUGUGUGGCUUCAUUGAAUUCAGCACCGUCCUCAUCAUCUUCAUCUCCUACGCCUUCAUCCUCAUCGCCAUCAUCAGAAUGCGCUCCGCUGAAGGCCGCCUUAAGGCUUUCUCCACCUGUGGGUCUCAUCUCACUGGCGUCACACUUUUCUAUGGCACAGUCAUGUUCAUGUACCUGAGGCCAACAUCCAGCUACUCCCUGGAUCAAGACAAAUGGGCCUCUGUGUUCUAUACUGUUAUCAUCCCCAUGUUGACUCCUUUGAUCUACAGUUUACGAAACAAGGAUGUGAAAGCUGCUCUCAAAAAACUAACUGGAAAAAAACCUCAAUAAAAACAAAAAAGGGAAAAAUCUGUUAUUACUACAUGUAAAUAAUAGUGGCAGAAAGAUGGUGUCAGAAGGUGGGAAAUGCAAACAACUUUCCAAUAAACACUACUCAAGUUACCAGCUACCUGCUGCGUCAAUCUUAAUUUUUUUUAACUGAGGUAGA